Molecule: messenger RNA, 3246 nt
Organism: Teleopsis dalmanni
Lineage: Eukaryota; Metazoa; Arthropoda; Insecta; Diptera; Diopsidae
Exons: 6
Coding region: 1-3246 (1081 amino acids)
Biological process (GO): proteolysis
Molecular function (GO): aspartic-type endopeptidase activity
Source: RefSeq, a predicted model, not a curated record
AUGUCGAAAGAAUCAAAUUACGAAGAUAACGAACAUUUCGAGGUGUCUGAUAACGAUGGAUCAAUGACCAAGCAAGAUAUUCAAAAACAGAAACGAAGUUACUACAUUGGCGACGAGGAUAAAGCUAACAUGAAUGCGGAACAGUUUAAUUUGUUGUUGCAAGCUGUGCAAAAAUCAAAUGACGCUUUGCUUGAGGAGCUUCGGUUGUCGCGGACACAACAACAAAUUGAUGCGCCUUCUUCAACUACAGAAGCAGUUUCGUCAACAUUCAGGAAUCUAUCUGACUCAAUGCUGGAGUUUUGCUAUGAUCCUGAAAAUAAUGUUACAUUUGAAUCAUGGUACAAGCGUUAUAAAUCAGUUUUCGCUAUAGAAGCAGCACAUCUCACUGAGCUGCUUCUAUGGUUCGAUUGCUCACUAGAACCCCAUGAGCUUACACUCAUGCAAACGGUUGCCAAACUCUCGUCUAUUUUCGGAUAUCGCCAAUCAAAAUUUUCUCAGCGCCAAAAAUGUCUUACAAUUUCAAAACAGGAUUACGAAGACUUUGCUCUGUACGCAGCUCGCGUCAACAAACAUUGUGAAAAAUUUGACAUCGUUAAUUGCACUCCCGAUGAGUUUAAAGCACAAAUCUUUGUUAAUGGCUUGAAGAGUUCACACGAUUCGUUAAUACUUGAGAAACUCCUUGCAAGACUCGACAAUGAAUCAACACAGUUUGGUGCACUUCAGACACAGGCGCAAAAGGAUGCCUUCAUGCACUUAACACUUCAAGACCUCACUAAUGAAGCUGAACGUAUAAUCUGUCUGAAGCAAGACAAAUACACUGUUGUCCAGCCAUCUUCAAGUUCAGAAGUUUUUACAAUUCACCAUCGAUAUCAACGCAAAAAUGAAUCAUUACUAUCAAAUUCUUCAACUAAAGACGAAUCUUCGAAACCACCAACGCCAUCCAAUCAAGUUGCGGAAAAAAAAUCUCAGCCUGACACAUCAUGUGUAAAGAAAAUUGACGAAACUAACAGAACGCAGCAGCAUCGUAGGUAUGUCAGACCAAAUCUCAAUGGAUCUACAAUUAAACUCCAACUUGAUACCGGGUCGGACAUAACAAUUAUUUCCAAAUCGAACUGGACCAAACUUGGCCAGCCAAUCCUACAAACUACUAAUAAAAAAGCUGGCGAUGUUUCUGGAAAUGUAAUUCCUCUUCUUGGCAGCUUUGCUUGUGUUGUGAACCUAAAUGGAAGAGAGGAAUAUGAUGUGUGUUAUGUCACACCACUUAAGUUGAACGUGUUUGGAAUUGAUUGGAUAACGACAUUUGACUUAUGGUCAGUGCCUAUCAGUUCCUUUUGCAAAGCAAUCCAACUAACUAGUUGCGAUAAGUUAAACGAUGAAAUAAAGGCUAGAUUUCCGUCUCUCUUUUCUAAUGACCUUGGCUGCUGUACGAAGACCCAAGCGACUCUGAGGCUAAAAGAAGGAGCGCGACCCGUUUAUCGUAACGCUCGACCAGUUCCAUAUGCAGCAGCUCCCAUAGUUUCGGCAGAACUUGAACGUCUUCAACAUCUUGGAGUAAUUUCACCAAUUGAAUACUCACAGUCAGCGGCGCCAAUCGUAGUUGUAAGAAAGAAGAAUGGAAAAAUUCGUAUAUGUGCCGAUUAUUCUACAGGUCUAAAUGACGGUCUAGAGCCAAAUAAAUAUCCUCUUCCAACGCUUGACCAAAUAUUCUCCAAACUCGCUAAUAAGAAAGUCUUUAGCACAAUUGACCUAUCAGAUGCAUUUUUCCAGAUUCCAGUGGACCAAGAAUCUCAAAAACUGAUGGCUAUCAAUACUCACCUCGGCUUAUUUAAAGUACUUAGACUGCAGCAAGGUGUUAAAACAGCCCCUGGCAUUUUUCAACAGAUUGUUGACACAAUGCUUAGCGGAACCAAUACCAUUGGGUUUAUUGAUGAUAUGAUCUGUUCGGGAAUUAAUGAAGAAGACCACAAAAUUCAACUGUUUAAAACCUUAGAGCGUAUUCAGGAUUAUGGAUUCAAACUUCGCUUCGAGAAAUGUAAGUUUGGAGAAACAUCUGUCGAGUUCUGCGGACACACGGUAGAUCAAUAUGGUAUCAGACCACAUCCAGGGAAACUUCGAUCAAUCCAAGAUCUCCCACCACCAACGAAUUUGCAACAAACACGAGCAUUUUUAGGAGCUGUAAAUUAUUAUGGGAAAUUCAUUAAAAGUAUGAAAAGCCUUCGCGGUGCUUUAGAUGAACUUUUAAAAAAAGAUAAGAAGUUUGAGUGGAAACAACAUCAUAAUGAAGCAUUCAACAAUAUUAAAAAUGUUUUAGCUUCUGAUCUAUGUCUCACGCACUUCGAUUCAGCAAAGAAAAUAAUUUUAGCUACUGAUGCUUCAGAAUACGGUAUGGGUGCAGUUCUCAUACAUCAAUUUAAUGACGGAACGCUUCACCCAAUUAUGCACUACUCAGCUACAUUCAAUGCAGCAGAGCGGAAGUAUCCUCAAAUACACAAGGAAGAUCGAUCUCUCGUGUUUGGAUUAAAAAAAUGUCACUAUUACAUUUCUGGUCGUCACUUUACCAUUCAUAUCGACCACAAGCCACUUCUUGCUAUAUUCAACCCGAAAAAUGGCAUCCCCUUUGGAUAUGCCGAUAUUAUUUCUCGACUAAUCGCAAACCAUGUAAAACCUGAUGAAGAUACCGUCAUAGCAUCUAUUCAAUUAGAAGAAGACGAGGACCUCAAAAUCAAUUGUUUUACGGUAGAAACAGCCACCAAACUUCCAAUCACUUUCACUACAAUUCAAACAGCAACCAAAGCCUACCAUACUCUCAAUAAGGUCACGUUCUACAGCCAAAAUGACUGCUGGCCUCAAAAGAAAAAACAAAUCACAGAUAAUGAAGUAGCGGCCUUUUUCCAGCAUCGACAUCAUCUUACGAUCCAACAACAGAGUAUUUUCUUUGGUGAGAGAAUUGUUAUUCCCAAAAUUUACCACCAGCAAGUCCUUGAAGAUCUCCAUAAUGGACAUCCAGGUGAAUGUCGUAUGAAAUUUCUUGCUGCUACCAAAGUUUUUUGGCCAAACAUUAAUCUUGAUAUCAAACAUGUGGUCAAAACUUGUGACACAUGCGCUAUAGCCUCAAAAAGUCCAAUGAAAUGUACUCCUCAACAGUGGAAAAUUCCUUCUGCACCAUGGAAACGAAUUCAUAUUGACUAUGCUGGUCCAAUCGAUAGCAAUUACUUCCUUGUUAUCAUAGACGCUUUUAGCAAAUGA